Rosa chinensis is the source of this 1711-nucleotide messenger RNA. RefSeq lists its product as uncharacterized. The coding region runs from base 156 to 1370 and encodes 404 amino acids. The transcript has 5 exons. NCBI's taxonomy places the organism in Eukaryota, Viridiplantae, Streptophyta, Magnoliopsida, Rosales, Rosaceae. The record is from RefSeq and is a predicted model, not a curated record.
AUUAAAUUUCUUGGCUCACGUCAUUCCCAUUCCUUAAACCCCAAGCUCAGAGGCUCUCUUCCUUCUCUCUCCAAAACCAGGGUUUUAGUUUUCGUUCACCAAUUCUAUUCCUGGUUGUCUAGGCCUUCCAGACCUUCUCUGCCUCCUGUGGAGUAAUGUGCCACGUACACAACAAUGACGAACGAGUGAGCUCUCUGCUAAUGGAUUUGGAAUCAACCAUGGUGAGCUUAAGAAGACAGAAACGCUUGAGGCCAUGCUCUGGAAGUAGUUCGGGUGUAGCUUCACUUCCUGGUUUUUGUGACAAUGGAACUUCUCUUCAAGCUUCUACCCAGGAAAAACCUGAUAAUGUGCAUCUCACACCUUCAAACAAUGUAAAUCAAUCAGAGGAGGCGUAUGCUGACUGCGGUCUGAAGCAGAACUUAGCUCACCAUGCCCUUGCCUCCUGCGGCUCCUGCCUCCAUAUUGCUAUGUGGCUAAGGGUUACUGGGGAUGCCUCUAAGGAGCGAGAUGAAGCAAUAGCUCGUGUUGCAGAGCUGGAGAAAAGAGUUGGAAACUUUGUAGAAACCACUACCAAACAGGAGGCAGUAAUCGAGUUUAUGAGGCAACAGGUCCUGGAAUACUCUAGCAUGAAGAGGGAGUAUGAGUCCAAGCUUGAUGGUUUGUUAAAUGAUGUUAGUCAGCAGAGGCAGAAGGCUGAAAUGUGGGAGAGUAAGUGCAAGGAGCAGGAGGCCUUGCAUCAGGUUAAGGCUACUCGUCUGGAGGAGUUUUCUUGUCACCUGGAAGAGGUCUUGAAGCAGCUUGGGGAGGCCAAUGCUGACCUUUCUGAGGUCACUCAGGGCCUUCAUGUGGCUAGGGAAGGUAUUGAGAAGAUCACAGGUACCUUUACUCAGGCUGAGGUUAAAGUGAAGCAGCUCCAGAAGAGCUGUGAAAUGUAUAGGGUGCUUCGUGACAUGGAGAAGGAAAAGCAUACCAAAGUAAGGACUGCUCCAAGUGCUGAGCUCAAGGAGGAUCUCCAGAGGAACGAAAACCAUAAGCAGAACAAAGAUGGUAACAUGCUAACCAGGGAGAUGAUCAAAGAACUAAAAAAGCAGGUGAUGAGGUGGUCCCAAGAAAAGUUUCAGGAGGAAGGUGAAGACCGGGACAUGGAUGGAGAGGGCUCUAAUGCAUCAAGGGAACAAGUGGAGGGUGGGGAUGCUCUGUCUUUCUGGACGAUUUGCAAUCACUGCAAAAUGUACGUUGAGUAUCAUAGGAUUUAUCAAAGUAACUUUCUCCUUUGCCAAAACUGUCACAAUGCUUUUAAUGCUUUAGAAGUUGCUCCACCGCCACAGGUUUCCAGGUCAUCCAGUAGGUCUUCUCUCCAGCAACAUUAAAAUUCAACAGUCCAUUCUUCAUCAAAGGGGAAGGGUCCUGCUGCUGCAUAGGUGGAUAGAGAAGUGGACCUCCAUGAUGCUAUAUGAGCUAGUUUAGAUUAAUCAAAAUUGGAAACAAAAGCCAUGCUUUAGCAACCUAUUUUCUUGUCUUAUAUGACUGACUAAUUCUCUCCAAGCAAAUCCCUGUUUGAUUACUUUAGUAGUGGGAUCUGCAUGGUACAAUAACAGAAUUAUCAAAGAAAAAUUACUCAUUAGCGUAGUUUAUUAAGUCAGUGCUUAGUUCAUAUUAUCAAACACAUGAAAGAUUAAAUUUAUUAAAAGCUAACCCAAUCUGGAAAUUA